AUGAAGGGCCUCAAAGACUUUCGUAGGUCCUUGAACAAGGACCGCCAUUCGGGCGGAAAGCCUCCCACUUCAAGCGCAAGCCCUGCCGCCUUCACCAACGUCAAGAGCGCCGUCACCAUCCAGCCGCCCAAGCUCGUCAUCCGCGCCGUUCGCGACUACAGAUCCAACUCGCCCCACGAGCUCAGCUUCCAUAAGGGCGACUUCUUCCAUGUCAUCACAGAUCCCGCGCCCAACGCAGACUGGUUUGAGGCAAACAAUCCCAUGACCAACGCACGCGGUCUCGUCCCCGCAAGCCACUUCGACGUCCUCUCCAAGAGCAACCGCGCAAACCCGGCCACCUUUGCAGGCCCAGGCGCCACCUCGCCCCAGAUCGGCAGCAUGUCUCCGCCAACCUCCUCCGCUGCCUCCACAACAGGCGUCCCGCCUCCUCCUUCGGGCGCGUCCUUGUCGUCCAAGGCGUACGGCGGACGUGCCGCUGGAGCGGCCAUGACGGCAAAGGGCGGCGGCGGCCUCUACGCCGUGGUCAAGUACGACUUCAACGCCGAGCGCGCAGACGAACUCGAGGCCAAAGCAGGCGAGUCCAUCAUCGUCAUUGCACAGUCCAACUUUGAAUGGUUCGUCGCAAAACCCAUCGGCAGACUCGGCGGUCCCGGCCUCAUCCCUGUCGCCUUUGUCGAGAUUCGCGAUCUGGUCUCCGGGCGCCCCAUCGACGACGUACAAGAGCUCAUCGAGAGCGGCGUGGUGCCCAAGGUGGAGGAGUGGAAGAAGAUGACCGCAGAGUACAAGAAGAAUACCAUCCCGCUGGGUCGCUUCGACUUCCCGCAAUCUUCCCAGCAGGGUCUCAACUCGCCCUACGCCAACAUGGCCGCUGCCGCUUCGGGCAGCAGCACCAACAACGCCGCCCUCCCGCGCUCCGACAUGCACGCCCACCAGGCGUCCAUCUCCUCGCUGCCAGUCCCCACACCACCACCCAAGGACGAUCUCUAUAAUCAUACGGGCGGUCCGCUCGGCGCCGCCGGUGCAGUGCAGCCCUUCGACGAGCACGAUCCCAACGCCAUCGACCCGCUCACCCAGCUGCCUCCUGGAAUGUCGCCAGGCGAGCCGCUGCCCACAGGCAUCAUCACCUCCGCCACCGUCGACUCGUUCCACUACGAGCAGGGAGACUACUGGUUCCGCAUCCAGGCAACGCAUGUCGCCGGGCCUUCACCAUCAGCACCGUCCAACGCGCCCACAGCACCCGACGGAGAGGAACGGGAUCUCAUCCUCUAUCGCCUCUACGAAGACUUUUACGAGUUCCAGAUCGCGCUUCUCGACCACUUCCCCGCAGAGGCCGGCCGCGAGACCGACGCCAACGGCCACUCGAGCGAGCGCAUCCUCCCGCUCAUGCCCGGCCCGCUCGAUGUCGUCGACGACCUCAUCACCUCGCAGCGUCGCGUCGAUCUGGACCAGUACAUCAUCGAACUCUGCUCGCUGCCCGAGUACAUUAUGCGCUCCGAGCUCGUGCGACUCUUCUUCGAGCCAAGGCCCGGAGAUCACUGCACCGCGCACCCGGCUCGCGGUCCCACCGACGAGCAGGACAACAACUUGCAGUACAACGACUACGGCUAUCUGGCCGGCGGCGUGGACGCAGGUCAGCAGAGGAACCAGCAGACAACACAGCAGCAGCAGCAGCUGCGUAGCAAUGGCGUCAACAAAUAUGCCGAGGAUCAGCCAGUAGGCCGCGCAAGCACCUCGUCCAGGACCGAGGACGAGCUCAGCGCCAAGAUGCGCGGCGCCUCGCUCGGCGGCGGUUCGGGCGGCGCGUCGUCGGGCCAGCGCGACUCGGCGCGGAGCAGUGCUGCGUUUGGCGGAGGAGUGGGCGGGACGAUCAGUACGGGACGCACAUCGCAGGCGUCGAGUGGGCACAGGAAGCAGAACUCGUCCGGACCAUCGACGCAACCACAGACGUCGGGCUCGGCGGCCAGCGUGCCGUACCACCGGAUCAAGGUGGCGCGACGCAACGAUCUGGACAGCGUGAUUGCGUUGAGGAUGCCGCCAAGCCCUACGUAUGCACAGCUGCUGGAGAAGGUGCGCGAGAGGUUAGGCGCCGACGUGUCGGUGUUCAAGUGCAACGAAAAGCCCGAUCUCAUCGACGACGAUGCAUCGCUCACCGCCUGGCUCGACGAGGCGACCGACCGUGGCUGGAAACUCAUGCUCCAUGCCUCGUGA
Moesziomyces aphidis is the source of this 2208-nucleotide messenger RNA. NCBI's taxonomy places the organism in Eukaryota, Fungi, Basidiomycota, Ustilaginomycetes, Ustilaginales, Ustilaginaceae. The record is from the annotation of a GenBank genome assembly.